Messenger RNA from Papaver somniferum (opium poppy), 1033 nucleotides. Its product is annotated as GTP-binding protein SAR1A. Lineage: Eukaryota; Viridiplantae; Streptophyta; Magnoliopsida; Ranunculales; Papaveraceae. Gene Ontology annotation, molecular function: GTP binding; GTPase activity. The record is from RefSeq and is a predicted model, not a curated record. Gene Ontology annotation, cellular component: COPII vesicle coat; endoplasmic reticulum exit site. Bases 106 to 687 code for a protein of 193 amino acids. Gene Ontology annotation, biological process: intracellular protein transport; vesicle organization; endoplasmic reticulum to Golgi vesicle-mediated transport. The transcript has 3 exons.
AAAAAACGUUUUUUUCCUCGCUCUUCUCUCUCCAUCCUCAAAGACUCCUAUUUUCUCUCUCUCUCCAAAAUUGAGAAAUAAUAAAUCAGAAUCAAAAUCAAAAUCAUGUUUCUUGUUGAUUGGUUUUAUGGAGUUCUUGCAUCACUUGGAUUAUGGCAGAAAGAAGCCAAGAUCUUGUUCUUAGGUCUUGAUAAUGCUGGGAAAACUACUUUACUCCAUAUGUUGAAAGAUGAGAGAUUAGUACAACAUCAACCAACACAGUAUCCAACAUCAGAGGAAUUGAGUAUUGGAAAAAUCAAAUUUAAGGCUUUUGAUUUGGGUGGACAUCAAAUCGCUCGUAGAGUUUGGAAAGAUUAUUACGCUAAGGUGGAUGCAGUGGUGUAUUUGGUUGAUGCUUAUGACAAGGAGAGGUUCGCUGAGUCCAAAAAAGAGCUGGAUGCUCUCCUCUCAGAUGAGUCUCUAGCCACUGUUCCAUUUCUUGUGCUGGGAAACAAGAUUGACAUACCAUAUGCAGCCUCAGAAGAUGAGCUACGCUAUCAUUUGGGUCUCACCAAUUUCACCACAGGCAAAGGAAAUGUGAAUCUUGCUGACUCAAAUGUUCGACCUCUCGAAGUCUUCAUGUGUAGUAUUGUUCGUAAGAUGGGGUAUGGCGAGGGAUUCAAAUGGGUCUCCCAGUACAUCAAAUAGAGGAACAUAGAAGAUGCUGUGGUGGGUCAAAACAGGUAAACUUCCUGUAUUCUGUGUUUCCAGAUCUCACUGGAGUUUGAGAUGAACCAUGGUCUUAACUGUUUUGGAUUCUGUAUCGACACUGGGCAAGAAGUGGAUAUGGUACUUAGUCGUAUCUAUCUAGAAGGUACUGUAAAAUAGUAAAUCUCAGACUACUUUCUUCUUUUAUUUCCCUCUCUUUAGUAUGUGAUAGUUAGCAUGAUCACAAUUGAUUUUCUCUUUUAAAUAUUUGUUAUGAGAAAUCAGGAUUUUCAAGAAAUAAUAAUGGGACUAAUUUAGUCGGUGGUGGUACUGAUAGCAUAACCUU